This is a messenger RNA of Lathyrus sativus (Indian pea), 972 nucleotides long. Lineage: Eukaryota; Viridiplantae; Streptophyta; Magnoliopsida; Fabales; Fabaceae. The record is from the annotation of a GenBank genome assembly.
AUGAAGAACAAAUAUUCCCUAGUAGCUUGCAUGGUACUCUUAAGCUUCCUCCUUGUUUGUCAAGGAAGCAGCCUUACCAAGGAUUUUUACCAGCAUUCCUGCCCUCAAGCCGCCGACAUAAUUAAGAUCAAAACCCUGCAACAUAUCGCUGCUAAUCCGGUCUUACCUGCUAAGUUGCUUAGGAUGCAUUUUCAUGACUGUUUUGUCAGGGGUUGUGACGGCUCGGUUCUGUUGAACUCCACUGCCAAUAACACUGCAGAAAAGGAUGCGAUUCCGAAUUUAACUUUAACUGGCUUUGAUGUCAUUGAUGAGAUAAAAGUCGCGAUCGAGGCAAGAUGUCCCAAAACUGUGUCUUGUGCUGACAUAUUGGCCUUGGCUACUAGGGAUGCUGUUUCUGCACAAUUUAAUAAACCUAUGUGGGAAGUACUCACUGGUAGAAGAGACGGUACAGUAUCGAAAAGUAGUGAAGUCUUGGACAAUAUCCCGGGGCCUAACUUUACUUUCACCCAACUCAUACAAAACUUUGCAAGAAAAGGUCUCACCCUGCAUGAUCUUGUCGUAUUAUCAGGAGCGCACACAAUUGGAAUAGGCCACUGCAACGCCUUCAGUAACAGACUUUAUAAUUUCAUGGGAAAAGGCGACCAAGACCCUUCUUUGAAUUCAACAUAUGCUGCAUUCUUGAAGUCUAAAUGUAAGAGUCUGAGUGACAACACAACAAGGGUGGAGAUGGAUCCUGGAAGCUCUAGGACUUUCGACAGUGACUAUUAUCCUAACCUUCUUCAGAAAAAGGGUCUGUUUCAAUCAGAUGCUGUUCUUCUAACACAGGACCAGGCAACAGGUAUUGCUAAAGAGUUGGUUAACCAAAACAAGUUCUUCACAGAGUUUGCACAGUCGAUGAAGAGGAUGGGAGCCGUUGGUAUUCUCACAGGCUCUGCUGGGGAAAUUCGGAUCAAGUGUUCUAUUGUCAACUGA